AUGGCAAACAAGCAAAUAUAUUCUGCCACAUACUCCAAUGUGCCAGUAUUCGAGUUUGUAACGUCAGAAGGUCCCAUAAUGAGAAGAAAAUCUGAUUCUUGGAUAAAUGCAACGCAUAUAUUAAAAAUAGCACGCUUUCCCAAAGCUAAGAGGACUAGAAUUUUAGAGAAAGAUGUACAAACUGGUAUACACGAGAAGGUUCAAGGUGGAUACGGUAAAUACCAAGGUACAUAUGUGCCAUUGGACAUCGGCGCCUCAAUCGCUAAAAAUUUUGAUGUAUUUGAUGUUCUACGGCCAAUCUUUGAAUUCAAGUAUAUCGAAGGUAAGUCGGAAACUCCACCCCCAGCGCCGAAGCAUAGUCACGCAUCAGCCUCUAAUGUUGCAAGAAGGCAAUCAAGUUUCACACAACCGGCCAGAAAGGCAAAAAGUAUGAAUUCGAUAACCGGUGAACCUCCCAGGAAACGAGGCAGGCCUAGGAGAAUCCCUCUAAAAACCCUGCAACCGAGUCUCAAUCACUCGGAUACCGUUCCAAUAGAUAACAAUCCAAAUAGUGGUCCGAACAUAGGGACUUUUAAAAGAUCUGAUUCUCUCUCGAGCCUGCAGAAUAAUCAUCACCCAUCUUUGUCACGACAGGAUACGCAGCAGGAUGCUUUAAUAAUAUCAAGUAAUUUAAACAUAACCGGACAAGACUUGCAAGUAGUUGAAUCAGAUGAUGAAAGGGAUAUAAAGGAUUCACCAAGUGAGUUGAUGAGUGGUAAAGAACUCUUCGGAACCCCCAGAGACUCCUUUGAAAGGAUAGUACAAUCGCAUCAUCAACAUGAUCCAUAUGGUCUUCUGCAGUAUCAGAAUGCACCACCGUCAAACAGCUUGUCUAAGGGGGAACUGAUUUAUAAUGAAUAUUUUUCAAGUCUUUUAACUUAUUUCUUAGAUGACAACAAGAUACGAUCAAGCAGUAUUCCAGACUACAUAUUAAACCCACCUUUGCCAGUUGCAUCAAUAAAUGUCAAUCGACCAAUUGAUAAUGAUGGAAAUACCAUAUUCCACUGGGCGUGUUCAAUGGCUAGUGUUUCAAUAAUUGAAUUUUUGAUGGAAACUUUCAACAUAAAGCCAGAUUUAAGAAAUAAUAAGGGAGAAACACCAUUAAUGUUUUUGGUAAAAUUCAGCAAUUCGUAUCAACUUAAAAACUUCCUGACUUUGCUAGAACUACUCCUUGACUCAAUCUUAUUAGUAGAUAACUCAGGUAAGACCGUCUUACAUCAUAUUGCAUUGAUUGAUAACAAAAAUAAGGAAAAAUUCGCCCGUUAUUACAUGGAAACUCUAUUUUCGAAGAUUAUUGAAUUACUGGAUGAUGAUGACCUUCCAGAUAAAAAAGACUUGAUCGUGAAAUUUAUUAAUCAUCAAGAUUCAGAUGGAAAUACUGCUUUCCAUAUAGUCGCUUACCACUUGAAUAAAAAGUGCAUCAAGGUCCUCAUUAGCUAUCACAAAUUUAUUGAUUUCACCUUAAAAAACUUGGUAUCUUACACCGUUGAGGAUUAUUUGGGUUGGCAUAAUUAUAUUUUAAGGUUGGAUGAUGAGUAUCAAGCGGAUGAAGGUUUCCAAAAUUUGGCGGGAAAGAAUCAGAGUACUCAAAGUCUUGAAAGUCAAUUAUACUAUUCAAAAUUGGCCACGAAUCUACACAAUAACACAUCUAAUAUAAUAACGGAAAAAUUAACUGAGUUGGCGUAUUCUGUUGACAAAGAAUUAAAUGAAAAGGAUGAGAUGAUCUUUAAUUAUCAUAAAAUUUUGAAGGAGGUAGACGGACGAAAGUUAAAGUCUCAAAAAGCUAUACUUUCUUUUUUCAAGUUGGAGUACUUAGUAGAAGAAUAUGAAACUUCUUUAAACAGUUCAUCUCCCUAUGACGCUGCCUUUAGUCGCAAACGAAGUAAAUUGAUCCAAGAUGAAAUACACAAGGUCCUUGAUGAUUUAAGCUUUCAAACUUUGCUCAAGAAGGAUGUUCUAGAUGAGAAGCUAGCUGAAUACACCCAGGUUAACGAAGUUAUUCAAAGAAAAAGACUACAACAGCUGGCUUCUCAGUUCCAAGAGGCGGUUCUGCCGAAUGAGAACGAUGAUCCUUUCGAUUUAUCCGUUGAGUUAACCAAAGAAAUAAUACGGCGACAGCAAUUGGUCAAGGACCUCUAUCUGCGCCAAGCUGAUGUGCCACUCUCCAACGACGAGUUUAAGGAGAACAAAUUCGAUCCUUCAGUCGAAUCGAAGUCCAUCGUAGCCAAUUAUCCCAAAGAUGAUAAACUCAACAAAUAUUGUAAAUUAAUCUCACUAUGUUGCGGCAUGGGUGUCACCGAGGUCGAGAACUCUAUAGACCUCCUUGAACAGUCACUAAUGACUUCUACAGAUUAA
Priceomyces carsonii is the source of this 2394-nucleotide messenger RNA. It is a transcript of the gene MBP1, whose product is annotated as transcription factor. The record is from RefSeq and is a predicted model, not a curated record. The transcript has a single exon. The coding region runs from base 1 to 2394 and encodes 797 amino acids. Gene Ontology annotation, molecular function: protein binding; transcription regulator activity; DNA binding. Gene Ontology annotation, cellular component: MBF transcription complex; SBF transcription complex. Lineage: Eukaryota; Fungi; Ascomycota; Pichiomycetes; Serinales; Debaryomycetaceae.